UUCCCUUCGAAACUCUACCAUUCUAAGCCUAUUUCUCUCGUUUUCUCAACACAAAGUGAAGAGAAAAAAAAAAUGAACUCCAAAAUUUCGGCUGUGCUCUUAAUUUACAUGCUUUUCAUUUCCUCAGCCAUUCCUAUCUUUGGAUGUGGCGCCUGCGGCAAGCCACAGCACAAGCCUAAGGGAAAGCACCCAAAAGACCCCAUUACUCUCCCCCCUAUUGUAAAGCCGCCAGUGACUGUCCCACCAAUUAAGCCUCCCAUUGACCUCCCUUCAGUUACAGGUCCCCCAACGACUAAGCCACCAAGUGGAAAGCCAUGCCCAUCACCACCGGGAACUAAACCUUCCACUUGCCCUAUUGACACCCUCAAAUUGGGCGCUUGUGUAGAUCUUCUUGGCGGAUUAGUUCACGUGGGUCUUGGUGACCCAGUUGUUAACCAGUGUUGCCCGGUUCUUAAAGGGCUUGUUGAGCUUGAAGCUGCAGUCUGCUUGUGCACCACACUCAAAAUAAAGCUUCUCAACCUUAACAUAUACGUUCCUCUUGCUCUUCAGCUCCUUGUGAGUUGUGGGAAGACUCCACCACCCGGUUACACUUGCACUCAUUAGAUCUGAGGUCUCCUGAAUUGAAGGAUUUCAAAGGAUGAAAUCGACAUGAGAAGAUGUCGAACCUCCUCUCUCUCUCUCUCUCACUCGGGAUUGUCAUGCUUGGCAUAUUGCACCAUUUAUUUUUGUUGAGCUUGUUUGCAUUUGUUUUACCAAUUGGUUAACGUCUUUGACAAGGGAGCAUUAAUAAAGAUUUAUUUUCUAUCUCA
This is a messenger RNA of Mangifera indica (mango), 809 nucleotides long. Its product is annotated as 36.4 kDa proline-rich protein. The transcript has 2 exons. NCBI's taxonomy places the organism in Eukaryota, Viridiplantae, Streptophyta, Magnoliopsida, Sapindales, Anacardiaceae. The record is from RefSeq and is a predicted model, not a curated record. Bases 73 to 603 code for a protein of 176 amino acids.